AUGGGGGGCAAGGGGAGCAAAAAGAAAGCUAAUUUGAAGGUUAAAUUGAUAGUAAUUCUACCUCCAAGUAAGCUAACUAUUUUUUUUUUUUUUUUUAAGUGGGUAACGCUUUGGCCUUCAACUAUACCCUAUAGUUAUUUGGGAAUAUUUGGUACCUUCCUUAAUUAUUUAGUGGAGAACCACCACAAAUGGGUGUGCUAUGGGUUCUGGGUAUCCUGGCUGAUUCAUGUAGUAGAAGCCUUCUACGGUGUUAAGUUAUGCCAAUCUAAAGGAAUCACUGACCCGGCAAUUCAGUUUCAAUGGUUCAUUCAGACACUUUUAUUCGGGUAUGCUUCCUUUGGCCUUCUGGUGUCUUACAAACCUUCAGCCAAGAAGCACUACUAG
Molecule: messenger RNA, 384 nt
Organism: Phaethon lepturus (White-tailed tropicbird)
Lineage: Eukaryota; Metazoa; Chordata; Aves; Phaethontiformes; Phaethontidae
Gene: TMEM254
Product: transmembrane protein 254
Exons: 3
Coding region: 1-384 (127 amino acids)
Source: RefSeq, a predicted model, not a curated record